AUGCUCCUUGUUAUGUGGCCUGUCGUAUGGUUGUGCUAUCUUCUAGUCUUGCCGUCUUCCGCGCUCCUCGAAGUCUCUCAAGUGUACCAUCCGCUUUCUGCUAAGGCCCUCAACGAGUCGCUUUGCAAUGAGAGUGUUCUGCUGAUGAACCAUGUAUUUGGGUUCAGCUACGGCCAUCCGUUUGUCGGGUUUUAUAAGCCGCCGAGUUGCAGCUUUGAUACAGUUCGAGUUAAUCUUACUGUCACGUCUAGAGGAAGGCAAUUUGACCGACUAGGACAUAUGUACCUCGGCGACAUUGAAAUAUUCCGAACAUCGACCGCUGAGCCCACGACGAAUGGUGUAGUUUGGUCUUAUAUAAAAGAUAUGUCGCAAUAUAAUGUGUUGUGGAAAGAACACCAAAAGAUCAUAUUCGAGUUAGGAAAUUUGGUCAACGAUAUUUACACUGGCUCUUUCAAUGUGACAGUCAUGGCAUAUUUCUCGCACGAAGAAAAUGUCAAGACUGCAGAUAUUGUUCUUCCAAUAUCAGCGCAAAAAUCGGCGCGCAACUCAUCCAGUGCCUUCAAUGUCCCUUCGCAGGAAGCGAAGGUAUCUUAUAAGCUUAACCCCCAAGUUUCUCGUGCUAUUGUAUCAGUUUCGGCAUGUGGACAAUCUACAGAAGAAUUUUGGUGGUCCAAUGUAUUUUCGUCCGACACAGACACAUUUGACAAUGGUCUUGAUGAGCUCUACGGAUAUUCCCCGUUCCGUGAAAUCCAGCUUUACAUCGAUGGGACUCUUGCCGGCGUCGUUUGGCCUUUCCCAAUUAUAUUUACUGGAGGUGUGUCUCCCGGAUUUUGGCGGCCGAUAGUUGGAACCGAUGCAUUUGAUUUAAGGGCGCCCGAAAUCGAUAUCACGCCUUUCUUGCCUCUCCUUACAGAUGGCUUUUACCAUUCCUUCGAAUUCAAGGUCGUGGGGCUAGAUGUUUCUGAUAACGGAACUGCUACAAUCUCCAGUAUCAUUGGCCCCUACUGGGUUGUCUCGGGAAAUAUUUUUCUUUACCUAUCCAACAAUUCUGUUGCGCAGCCACCUAUUUAUGCCACCCCCAGCCAAGAGCCCGAAAUCAUAGCACCGGCGCCUACCUUUACCAUUACAAGGGAGCUCGAACAAAAUAGCACCGGUGGAAAUGUGUCACUGAAAUACUCGGUAGUGGCGGAAAGGGACAUCACGAUAAAAUCUUCUGGCUUUUUGUGGAAGCAAAGUCUUUCAUUCUCCAAUACUGGGUUGUUUAAUCAGCAGGGCCGAAUCCAGAAGACACUGCAGCAUACAUCGGGGUCUGCUUUAUCUGGAUAUUUUGGAGACGAAAAUAGCAUUAAUGAGCUCAGCUUUGAAUAUCCACUGCUUGUGAACACUGCCUACCGAGACAUCAAUGGUGGGCUUGCGAUCGAUGCCUGGAUGAGGAGGGGACUCGAAAUCAACUCAAGUGGGAUGCCCGGCAUUUCCACUUACACGCUGACUUCCGGACCAUUGCAUUUACAUACUGCCCAAUGGGGCAAAUCAUCCUAUCGGUCGGCCGCAGGCAACAGGAACUCUACGUCAUUCGGCGACACCAGUGAUAUAUUUGAAAGUGACGCCGGAGGAGUGGUAUAUCAACGGUUUGUACAUGCCAUCAAUGGCAGUAUUGUGUCAGAUAAGGGAAAUCGCAUAGAAGAUUGA
Molecule: messenger RNA, 1689 nt
Organism: Aspergillus versicolor CBS 583.65
Lineage: Eukaryota; Fungi; Ascomycota; Eurotiomycetes; Eurotiales; Aspergillaceae
Exons: 2
Coding region: 1-1689 (562 amino acids)
Source: RefSeq, a predicted model, not a curated record